This is a messenger RNA of Betta splendens (Siamese fighting fish), 13832 nucleotides long. RefSeq lists its product as uncharacterized. Lineage: Eukaryota; Metazoa; Chordata; Actinopteri; Anabantiformes; Osphronemidae. The coding region runs from base 8179 to 11829 and encodes 1216 amino acids. Gene Ontology annotation, cellular component: synapse. The record is from RefSeq and is a predicted model, not a curated record. The transcript is spliced from 15 exons.
CCGUCUUUCCACACGUCCUCAUUGUUUAUCUGCCUCCAUGUUCAGGUUGGAAAUGCAGCCUUCAGUGUGUUCUGAACAAGUCCUAAAAGGUAAAGAUGGUUUGUGGUCGGGCGUGCGAUGGACGCCAGCACAGAUACACGUAAACCCUCCACACAUCAGCAGGGUGUGAUUCUGCUCAUGUUACGUAUUUAGAAGAGGUGUGUGGGUUUGUGGGCUAGACAGCAACAAUGCAUGGGAUGCAGAUGUAAAUACAGUUGGACAGCAACAACCUGGAGGAGCCCACACGCGCUUUCCACAUACAGUACGGGCUUUGACAGAUGUGAGUGGAAAUGGAUACGUGCUUCACUCCCGAUAUCAUUUUCUCCGUGCUCUUCGUAUCCCCGGUUCAAUUUGGCUCCUGAGUUUAUUUUCAAAGCUCUAGAGAUGGUGCGUGACAUUGCAGCAGUGCUGCCAUUCCCUCAACAAAGCUACAGAUCCCAUCCACAUCACACGGUCAGCUGUUUUUUUCUUCAAAUUAGACAUCUUAGGGUGAGUAAUCAAGCAAAGAAGUAAUCCACAGAUCUAAUUGAUUUCUUUGUUCUCCUACUGAUUUCAUCUGGCAGCAGAUGGUUUUCCCAGUGCUCUAGUGUGUGUGUGUGUGUGUGUGUGUGUGUGUGUGUGUGUGUGUGUGUGUGUGUGUGUGUGUGUGUGUUAACAUACAGACUGUGUACAGUAUGUGUGAGUUUACCAACUCUCAAAUAUCAGGGGAUAUCCUCCAUUGCUGCUGUAGGGUCCAUCCUCUGGGGACUGUGAAAAGCUAUGUAAUUGCUGCUUAGACAAAAAAGCUGCAUAUAAUGAAACUACAGUAAUAAGUUGCAGCGUGUGUGUGUUUAUCUGACAGAUCAAGCUGGAAUCUCACAGCAGUCUGACUUUAUUUCCAGUAAUUACAUGUCCACAGGGAGUGGACAUUUUCGCCUGAUCUCAAUAAAACAUGAGUGUUAUUGCUAAUCUGCGUGAAGGUUACUCCCACGCUGAGCAGUUUCCUCUCCAGACAGGUGAGGAAACAUUACAGGCCAUUGAGGCACUGUUAGGUCUUCACAUUACCACUCUAGAUUAUUUCAUUUCGAGUCCACAAGAGAUCAGAGAUAAUUUCAUCAGAAUUCUCAGCACGCAGAUGUAAAUUGUAGAAAUGUCCAUCAGCGCGGCCGUAAAUCUGAUUAAAGAAAUCCCCGUUCAGCCAAACCAUAGCAGCCAUGUAGGCUUUGAUACAGAUCAUUUCAUUCAGACCCUCUGCCGUUUUGCAGGAAAUGAAUCCUGACUACUGAAUCCCAAACACAAUUAGCUGGAUAAUAACGUGUGGCGUGGCUGCCCAGUUCCUCCAGUCUAGUGAUCUUUGGGCGAAUUAUUAGACACAGCCAUGUACCAGAUGGAUCCCAAUGUGACUUCCGUUCAGACAUUAUGACAGUAAAUCUUCCCACACUGAACGUCCAUCACACAGAUUAGUUCACAUAAUGGACCUCACAGCUCUCGGCUUGGGCUCUAAGUGUGUGCGAUUUGCGAUGACUCCUUCUACGGACAAAGACAAUUGAUGGUUUGAGCUUUUUCGCAGUGUGACUUUGGCCGCUUUAUUUAAUUAAAUACUGAGGUACAGUAACAGCUGGAAGAUAAAAUUAGCCUGUCACUUCUUUUUCCUUUCCACACUGUGACUUCCAUUACAUGAUCUUUCAAAGCUGGGAUACCUGUGAUACGGGAGAGAAUGAUGAACCCUCAGGUAGUACGUCAAAUGCCACUCCUCCCCUCCAGGAAGACGACAAACAAAGAUGACAGCAUACACGCCGGUACAGGUGCACUUGGAUAAUACAUCAGUCUCUUUAUUCUCAGCAAGGCGAAGAGAAAAAUAAAAACACCUUCUCUUUAUAGCGCAAGAGCUCUUGCAGGAAAUUGGGAUUGAGCCUGGAACCACAGCGAAUGUUUCUCCUUUUCAAAUAUACCAAUUAUGUGGAAGGUGGAGUACAGGCAAUCUGUCUCCCACUGACUUGCAGCAGACCGUGCAUUUUCCUGGUAGCAUCCCAAGGGCUAACCGCUCCGUAGCCUUGGCCUCUGGGGCGUUGGCGGAACUUCAAGCACCUUCAGCUCCGGCUUUCAUGCUCGCAGAAAAUCUGCUUCCGAGUAUCCACAAACAGGAAAACUGUCAUACCAUGUAUAUUGCACGGUUGCACUGGUGUUGCAUCAACUUGGAAAUAUAUCCUCUACAGAAAAGGCUGGGAUUAGUCUUCUUUUUUUAAGUAAGUGUUUUUUUUCCUAAAUCUCUAUAGGAAUACACUGCUCCUGCAGCUUUAAAGUCUAAAAUCUGAGCUCUUUGAUUUUUUCUGCUGCAACACUUCCUUUCAUUUCCACCCCAAAACAAUCCUCACACCUCAAACAAGACAGAGUGGCGUGAAAAGGAGAGUGCUAUUGAUUGGUGCUGUGUCACUUCAUACAGUCUGUGGGGAGUAAACACAUCGACACGACGCUCCUAACGUGGGGAUUGCAGAUGAAACUGCUGCAUUCGGUAAUGACUGUGCAACCUCAGGCGUUCUCAGCUUGAAUUUUCAUCUGCAGUCUUAUCAUCAUUACAGUGUUUUAUUACAGGAGAAUGUUUCCGCAUUGGAAACGCAAUGCAAUGAUUUUGUCUUAAGUACGCUUAAUGCAAAGGUGGAAUAGAAACAACCCAGACUACCCAACAAUGAUCACUUCAACAAGUCACUGUCUGACCUUUUAUAGUAACACCAGCAGCAGUCACCAGAUGUAUAAACCUAUAAACACGAACCACCAACGAGAACCAAGAGAUGCUACAACAGAAGCUGAUUUGCCAUCUGCUCUGAGACUGUGUAGCGAUGCUAACCUAAUUUUAUUAAUGGAGAUGGUGUGGCCAUUAUCGCCAUAGCAACUGCAGCAAUCAAGCACUGAGGUUGUGGAGGAAACAGAUGGAUGAGACUGAUAGUUUAAAAGAGAAGGGGGGGGUAGUCAGAGUUUAAGGCGUAGGUGGAAAACAUAGAGAACCAGCUUUGCCUGAUGCCAUCCAUACCUGAUGCCAGUUAUUGUGUGUUGUUACCACGGGAGACAGAGUGUGUGCUCUUUGCUGAGGGCUUGCAACAUCAAGCUAUAACCAAUAGAUCAUUUUUUCACCCCAAAAGAAAAAGAGAGAAAUGACCCAGAAGCAGAAGGUUAAUAAAUCAAGACGGAGAACUGCUGCUGCUCCGCGUUGCACUGAAGUAAAAAGCAAAUGGACUGAAUAUUAGUCCGAGCACAAAUUGAUGUCCUGUUAGCUUCAAUUUACUGCAUCACUAGCUCCAGGUAAUGGUAAAGUAAAACCCAAAUCUUCAGUUUAAGACACCGCUGACUGAGAUGACUCCCGUAAAGGUUAUUUCACACAUUCAGACAGGUGAGAGCACGGGUUUAGUUUGUGCACAUGUGCAUGGGUAUGAGAGCAGCGGUCUGUUUGAGUGGUCUCCUAGGCCUUUGUGUAGAAGCUGUCAGACAGAAACACUGCAUUCUGAAGCAAAGCGAGAACUUACAGACACAGUAUGUAAAUGUUCGACAAUGCUUGUGUGUGAGUAAGCCUCGGUUCUGCUAUGUAUGUAACUGAUUGAUGAAGGCCAGGUAAUUUGUUGUGGAAUAUAUUAAAGGUUUUUAUGCAUCUAAAUGCAGCAUAACUCUCCUUUAGUUUUAAUUCAUGAGUGCGGAGCUGGUUUAUUUGCCCUGGAGCAGCUUUGCAGUCCCUGUUAGUCCAUAUGGUUGCCUCUCUAUCAAAGAGAUGAAUAGUGUAUAUGCUGUGUUUGUUUUUCGCCCACUCCUCAUCUGCAAAUUACAUUCAUCGCUAACCAGCAUCCUCUCAGCAGUAAAAGACAAAACAGAGUGGGAGGAGCGAAUGGACAAAGAGGAUAGACUCAAGUGAAGGCAGUGGCAUCAGGGGCCCUGCAGUAAAACUCCACCGGUGCCAAUCAGUCAUGCAACCGCUUCACGUGUUUCACUGCGUGAAUCAUCUCCGACAGUUCGUUUACCCACGGCGCCUUUAAGCACCUCUUCAGGCGUCUGAAGAUAAAAACAAACUAAAUGUACUGCGGCUGCCAUCGCUAAAUCAAUUACAAGGACCGACACCUGUCACGUGUCGGAAUAAGACGAGUGUUCGCCCUCUCGGAUGAGACUUGUAACAGUGUCCAUAAAGCCACCUGACAGACUCUGGCUUUUAGCUUUAGCUGUAAAAAUAAUGACGGCAGCUGAGAGUGUCAAAACAAAUUGUAUAUUAAAAUGUUCCGCCUGUCUAAGCUAAUGAGAAAACAUUCCACCAACAAUACAUCGCAAAAAGGACCAGUGGUUUAUCAAUGCAAAUUUUAUUUUUGCCUCGAAUAAUAUCUCAACUUGAAGCGUCUGAGGAAGCUGUAUUAUUCGACACCUAUUGACUCUUAAACGUUUACCUCAUCUGCCUUGUUAAGUGUUGUUGUCUAGGCGUUGACUCAGUAAUCAGUAGUUGUCUGUCUUUGCACAAACAGGACUGUAAUUUAUCAGCAGGGGUUCACAAGUGUUGCCCUUCAGCUCAUCCCAGACGUUCAGGCAGACUGGCAUCAUCCUCACCUGCUGUCUGAAAGCAGUGCCUAAUCAGUCCUAGCCACAUGUGACCUAAUCCAUUAAAGGCUGGUUAAGGGGUCGUGGAGGUGCCGCAGCCAAUCAGAGGUGACCUUGGGUGAGCGGCAGGGUACAUCCUGGACGCUUCAGCAGUCAAUCACAGGGCCAGUCUGAAAAAACUCAGGCCACAGAUCUCAUUUACAUUCAGUGAAGAAUCACCAGUUAACACGACUGUAUGUCUGGAAUCAGACAAGCGCAGCUCCCGACCACCGGCGCCGGCCUGUAAACCCGCACCGCCUCCGUUAUCAGUACAUUUUCUUCCUGAGGAGGAGAAGUCUCAAGCGCACACGGUCUUGUCUAAUUGAAUUUCACCUUUCAACACAAACCUGUGGCUGCCAGCCCAGGGUUAAGGCGCUCUUAUUGCCGCUCCGCUUGCUCUCACUCACUGCAGUUCCUUGCUAUGAAUUAUUCACUUGCGCAGCCACAUCUGAAAAGAGGCCAGCGUGCGCUGCGAUAAACUCAGUCAAUUAGAUCAUCUGCUGCAUAGAAUUCUUCACAAUAGCUCAUUUUUGCUGCCAUCGAUUUCUUUUUCUUUUUUUUUAUCUGUGAAUGUGUGUAUUAUUGUUUUUUAUCUGAUAUGUGGAACAAUGGCAGGUUCACACAGAUUUGCACUACUUCACCAGGUCACUGACAUUCAAAGAUCAUAUCAUAAUAUUCAUGUAAUUUUCCUCCAAUUUCUCCCUUAUUCAGCCUGGAACCAUCUGAUCAACGUGUGCGCCUUCAUUUCCAUGAUGACUCUCUCAGCCACUGAGCUAAGGCUGGUGUUUUAACAAAAACAAUACAUAAAACCUAAUAAUGUGCCUAUUAAUUUAUUUCUUGAAAUCACUUUUGUACGUGUGCCAUUUAGGCGAAUGAAUGAUCAAAAAUUUGGAGUGAAUAUAAAUUAUUCAUUAUUCAUAACGGUUCAAUGUGUUUUUUUUUUUUUCUACAGUGGAGAGAAAAGUAAAACUAAUACAAAGUACAAACCCAAAGUGAAAGCUGCACUAAAUUGAAAGGAGCAGAGAGAGGCUGCAGAACGGCGAUGAACAGCUUGACCUUGCUCCACUUCUCCUGUUUUGUCACUCGCUGUCUCACUCAUUUUCUUUCACUAACGAUUCCUUUCACAUCCCCUGAAAGAGAGCGAUUCGAAUCAUCGAAAACGGUCCUGAUGAAUAGAUGGCGGCUGGAAAAAGCGAGGGGAGAAGGUGCAGGAAGAAGUCGUUCGGUGAGACGUCGGCGGAGGGAAGUGAUGAUGGUGAAAACGUCAGAGAAAUGUAAUGUCCUGUGCUUGGAAGGUUCACACCUUAAACCGGCACCGCUAGAUACACCUACGAGCAGCUGUAACGGGGCCAGCUUCAUUUUAUCUACGGGGGUUUGUCUGGAUUUAACACUUUAUACCAGGAUUAAAGAAGGAACAGUCGAGCCAGCUGCUGUAAUGAAGUUUGGUUCCCGAGCCCAUCGCCAGCUCCAGACCCCACAGCCCCGAGUGGCCGGGUUGUGUUUCUGCAGUGGCGACGGGCUCCAGGCCUUUGGAAGCACAUUGUCUCACAGUCAAGUCUGGCAGCGCACACGAUGGCUGUGCUCAGCGUGUCCCUGCUGACGCCAGAGAUGGGCCUCAUCAUCUGAAACCUUUAUGGCCCCGUCGUUGCAGGAGGCAAGUCCCUCCAGAGCUGUUGGAAGAGCUGCCUCCUGACUGCAGCGCUUCUACAGAACCUAGUGAUGAAACGAGGACAAGGAGGGGUGCCAGCACCUCCUCCAGCCAGUCUUCACUGCAGACAGAUAAUUGGUCCCUCUGAGGCUGCUCACCACUCGUCAUACUAUACAUGCAGAGAGAGGCCCUGCGGUAGCCAUGUAUGAGACGCACCACAGUGGACACAAUAGUGCGUGUCAUGGCUGCAAAACUCCACCUGCAUGGCCAGGACUGAGCUGCUGACAUUUCCUAUACACUGUGAAAGCCCUGGGGAAUCAGGAUGUUCUCCGGAGAUAGAUGAAUCAGCAGAGAUCUUAUUAGCAAAACCGCUGUGAAUUACUGAAUGGACCGGAGGAGAUGAGGAAACGUGGAUUCCAACAAGAACACAAUCUGCUUUGUGACUUCACAUGCUGCAUCACCAGGAGCUCCUCUGCACGCUGGUGAUGGAUGGCUACCUCGUGGCUUAUGAGCAAAUUGUGAUUAAAGCUCCCACCGAUAGACAUUUAGCCUCAGAGGUGGAGUCUAACACCAACAUGUUUGGGCUUAACCCCAUAUUAUCCAUCGUCUGGUGAAAAGAGAGCAUGACCGAGCUGCUUUCUGUGGAUAAACGUCCUCUGAGCUCCAUUCUUGUGUCUCAUGUUUAGUCUCAUCAGGGUUCCACAGUCUGUCAUUCAGUUACACUGUUCAGAGCUUAUUUCUAGCGUUGCAUAAUGUAAAAUAAUGGAGGGAUGUUUGGAUCUACUACAUUAUUUAGCUGAAUUAACAAACCUCCACCCGCUGCUGGGAGCGCUGCAACGACAGCUGGUAAAAGUAUCGCAUAGAUUUUAAUAUUGAUCUUUCCAUUAAAAGCAUAUUUAUAGAAGCGGAGAUUCACCUUUGCACCAAUUAGUUGCUCUGAACUUUAGUUAUGUAAGCUUGUUUAGGAUGCUAUUGAUAUUCCUCUGCAGAAGGCUUCAUGUGCUCAAUGAAAAGCCUCAGAUUAAGAGAUCUGGGUGCCCUCUUUGUUCUUUGACUGGAAUUUACAGCUUUCUGGGGAUUGUGCUCUUUUUACACUCUUAGGCUGAAUUAUAUUGUGUUGCUAUUUAUCUGUUUUACUUAUCAGGUGCUUUCUGGAGAUUCUCAAACUAGCUAGUUGUGUUCAUGGAAGUGUUGCUGCUUUUAAGUUGACACCUCUGAGGGGAGCUGUACCUCUAUAGGGUCCAGGUGUCUGGACAGGGCAACAUACUGUAUGUUGGGGAGGCUUCUUUUCACCUCAGCACAGAUGCGUUCAUGGCACCUUCAUCUUCUUAGCGAUGCACUGCCUUUAGAUGAAAUCGUCUAAAGCGGUGACGAAUUAACAGCGAGCCUUGUGGGAGAAGCCUCACUUAGUGAGCGGAGUUCGGUGUGUUCCUGGCCCUGCCACUGUGGAGCUACUAAAAAUACCACGUGUGACCAAUCAAUCUGUGAACACUUCGCUUUCCCGAUGCCCACAAAGCAGAUUUGAAGUGGUAGCGGUGGGUCAAUAUCUGUGACCUGGAUAUCCAGCAGCUUUGUGACACCAUCCGUGUCAAUGCACAAAUUCAUCACAGACGAUGCUCACAGAUAAAGCUGCUAAUUCAGCUGCUCAGAUGUUAAUCCAUAGUGCUGUUUAAACAUGGGAUUGAUGAAUGACUGCUAAUGAAACUAGGUCAGUUUGAUGCCCAAAUGACUAUGGGGCUCAAAUCUCUCUGUGAUCUCAAUGUGAGCAGACCCCAAGCAGUGACCGUGUGUCAGACUGGAAAAGCUUGGGUGCGCUGGUGUUGGCCAGGGCAACUAGGCCAGACAAAUGAGUCUGGGGCAGGCCAGAGGACAGAAAACCAUUGGAAAUCAGUUCUGCUGAGCCUGAUAUGGUUCACUUGUGUGUGUCUAUUUCAGACGAUGGUCUCAGGCUCGAAUCUGUGCAGAAAGGAUCUUCAAAGGCUGCCCAACGUAGGGGGAAGAGGACGAUGGACAUGGCUACUCUGCGGCGCCAGCCAAGGUCCAGAGCAACGUCUUCCCGACAGGACCGUGGCUCCUGUUCGUCCACCGCGUCUUGUCCUGUCUUCUCCGGCCCAUACAGUGACCAUGAAGAAGACCCUCCACUGCGCCGCCUGUCCUCUCCUCUACUCAAAGGCUCUCUUUCCACUCUCCACAACUCCAGCUCCGACCGCAGAAGUUCCCUUCCUGGCAUCCAGGCGUCGGAUCCGUGCCUCCAGGGGUCUCCGCACGGAUUCCAGAGCUCCUUACCCAACCUGAGGGGAGCCGUCUCCCGGCUGAAGCGCCGGUCCCUGGGCAGCAUGGACGACGCCGGUCCCAGCGAGUGGAGUACCAGCCCCAGCGUACGCAGUGGCAGCUCCAGUGAUGACGAUGGCAGCUGGGACACAAACAGUUGGAGCUCAGGGGCCACCUGCCUGCUCCGGACCCCUGAUAAGCAGCGUAGCACUGAAGAGUCUGGAGAAUCGAGCGGGAAAACUAUUAACUCUGAGCAGACAUGCGCUUCUACCAAAGUUGAGCCUGAAGUCAUUUAUCAGAAUCUUAUCUUCUCUCAGCGUGAGGCUAAAGCUGAAAGCAAAGGCUGUUCCUCAGAGGGGGCUUCCACAGCAUUAAGGAAAGAGACGGGAACUCAGAGUGCCCCCUCAUCCUCCUCGAACAAGAGCGCUGCUCCACUCUCCUCCCAGCAGCAAGAUGAGAAGAUGGAGGACAGGCGCAAGUUCACCCAGUUCCUGAAUGAGGUCACCUGCAGGGUUCUGAAAUCCAACAGUGGUGCUCCUCAACAGCCGCCAGCUCUCCGACUCCACCACCUGUCUCCUCCGUCGCCGUCACCAUCGACCCCGUCCCACCCACUGCCAGCAAAUCCACCGCACUCAACACCGGCACCUCCACCGCUGUCUGCAUCCGCAACAAACCUGUGGUACAGCCCGGCCAGCUCCAACCUCCAGACCAUCAAGGAGCAGGAGUCAAAAGACCUCAGCAGCUCCAUCCGCCAGUGGAGCAAGACGCUGCCCAGCUGUAAGGUCCUGGAGCCUGGGGACUUGCUGAGGAAAGUGAAAGGCGAAAGCCACUCGUACCAAGAGCGUGACCUGGAGCUCUGCACAAAGAUCCAGACUCAGGCUUCCACCGGGAGACUUUAUCUAGAGACAGACAUCGACCGAGUGAGGCGGUUUGAUGAACUGGUGGCUAAUGGCGCCCUGGGGACCGAGUGCGGCGCGUCGGACAAGGCUGUGGAGAGAGGGAAGGAGAGGGAAAGCAAGAAUCCAUGGGAGAGGAAUGGAGGCUUGGGGAUAGAUAAAGGCAAGGAGAGCCACUGGGAGAGGGAGCAAGGAGGCGAGAGAGGAAAGGAAACGGAUAGAGGGCCCUGCUGGGAGGACAGAUGGAUGGAGAGAGGCAGGGAGAAGGUGAAGAAACUGGGAUUCAGCAGGUAUGAACCAGCAGCUCCCAGUGGACGGAGUAACUGCCCUGUGUUCAGCUGGCCAGAGGGCUUUCCCAGGAUGUCCUACAGGUCCACUUCACUGCCCAGGCCCAUCAACUUCACCGAAUCUGAUGGAGAGAUGCAGCAUGACACAAGCUCCUUCCACGACCACAAGGAUGACCUCCGCAAGCGCCUGUCGUACACCACGCACAAACUAGAGAUGGUGGAGACGGAGUUCGACUCCACCCGGCAGUAUCUGGAGACGGAGCUGCGCCGGGCGCAGGAGGAGCUGGAGAAGUUCACAGAGAAACUUCGCAGGAUCCAGAGUAGCUAUGCAGCUCUCCAGAGGAUCAACCAGGAUUUGGAAGACAAGAUGCACCGAACGUCCCAGCACCACGAGGAGGAGAAGCGGGCCCUGAGCAGAGAGAUCAUUCUGCUCAACAACCACCUCAUGGAAGCGAAGAUCACCAUUAAUAAGCUCAGAGAGGACAAUGACCUGUACAGGAAAGACUGCAACCUGGCAGCCCAGCUGCUGCAGUGCUCAAAGUCUCAUUACAGAGCGCACAAGAUGUCGGAGCUGCCGUUGGAAUUCCAGGAACGCAUCAGUUCCCACAUGGAAAAACAUAAUCGGGGCAGCGGGACCACCAUGGCCAUGUGCCACUCCAAUUACUCCGACGCCGUGCCCACCUCCAUCAUUGCCAAGGUCCUGGAGAAGCCCGAGCCAGGCAGCAGCUGCCCCGUGACGCGGUCGCCCAGCCCACAGCCGCAGGACGGAGAAACGGGAAGCGACGACCACCUCAACCGCCGCGCCGCCUACAAGACGUCCGACCUGUACUGCAGCGACACGGCGCUCUACUGCCCCGAGCGCUGGCAGGAGACGGAGCGCCGGCAGAGCGCGGACCUCCACGGCACCGGCCUGCUGCAGCUCCACGCCCAGAACUCCACCGACAGCAACCCGGACGAGGAGGCCUACCACUCGGGCAGCUUCUCCCACCGCGAGCCCUCGCCCCCCUUCCACCACCACCACGACGAGUUCGGCACCGGCAGCCUCCCGGCGUCCAGCUCCUACUCCAGCUUCAGCCUCGCGUCCGACGAGAAGGGCGGAGUUGGCGGCGGCUGUGGCCGAACUACCAGCAGCACCUUGUCCUCCUCCCACCAAGGGAUCUACAUGGACUGGCGGGAUGGGGGCAGUGGGGACUACGAGCAUAAAAGCAUGUCUUCGUAUGAUAAAGACAGUCCCAGCUUCCCCAAGUCCCGCAGCAUCCAGCACAUGGUGACGCCCAGGAGUCCACAGAAGGGCGCCUCGCCAGGGUACACAAGGACGGCCUCCUGCUUCAGUGAGCCCUACCAUUCCAGCAGCCCUCGCCUGGCCUCCUCCCACAGCAUGGGCUCCACCACUGGCCUGGGCCAGGCCUGCGGUGGCGCUCAGGACAGCAGGGCCGACGUUCAGGUCCCCGACGAGGACCUGAGCAGCCGCUGGAGACAGCUGAGUGUGGAAGACAUCAACGCCUUCUCGUCUUCCUACCGCAGCAUCGCAGGCAGGGUCUCGCCCUACAGCUUCUCCGAGCGCCACUUCGCCAUGGGCCCCUCCAGCAAGGUCAAGGGUUCCCUCUACAGCAGCUUCCAGGAAGGAGACGACGUCUUCCACAGUCGGAUACUGGACGAGUGCUUCGCCGCGGGCCCCCUUUCGCCCACUCGCAGUCCCAAACCCGCCGAGCACCGCAAGCAGGACAAGGCGUCUGCGCUGUACCGGGCCAAAGACGACAGCCAGGACUCCGAGUGCAGCCUCUUCCUCUCGGGGAGCUCCAAAGACAAAGAGAGCAGCGGGGGGGCGACGGGGGCGGGCAGCGCCAAGAAAGACUACGCCAACCUGAGCGCGGACAGCUCAGCCGAGUCCCUGCACCAAAGCUCCCUGGAAGCCUCCAGCCUCCAGCACUACCCCAGCCCCAGGCCGGCGGUCCGGCCCCGCCCCAGCUCCAGCUCCGCGCUCAGCAUCGGCCCCGCGCUUCCAAAGAAGACCUCCCCAAGAUACCAAAAAUUUGGCAGCACGGGGCUGACGCGGAAGGACAGUUUGACCAAGGCGCAGCUGUACGGCACCCUGCUGAACUGAGCGGAGCGGGAGCUCCUCGAUUUAUGCAUGACAGCGGCGGCUCCUGCCGGGUGCACUGUGUGGAGGAGCAAUGAGUUGUUGUUCUGUGUAUCUUUUAGCCAAGGCACGUUUAUGCAGUCUGUGUGUCGCCCCCUCAGACCAGGCAUCAGUGUGUUUAGUCCUUUACUUCAGUUGAUGACGAUGACAGACAAACACAGACCGACGAACCUACUGUGCUGUUUGCUCUGUUAGUAAAACCAGUGAGACUAUUAACUCCGCUCUAAUAUACACAACAGACAACGAAUCAGCGCGUAUGAUGGAAAACCUUAAUUACUUAUGGCUGAGCCGUGGUUUAGUGGACUCUGCUGACAGCAACUGUUAAAAAGCUUUACCCAUUCUCUAUUUUCUCCUGAAGUAAACGCAUAUAAACGCUGUAUAACGCCAGCCGACGGAAAAUCACAAUUGGGGUUAAAUUGUUUCCUAAUGGGGAAAUAAUCCGUAAGCACCACCAGAGAUGAUUAAUAUUCAGUUGUUGACAUAUGAGACAACGUACAUGCCAAUAAUUCACAGAAUAGAAAAAAUAGUAGUUUAAAAAUAGUUCUAAUAGUUGAAAUAGUUCUGAAAUAUUGUAUAUGCUCAAAAACUGUUACAGCUAUUUGCAAAAUGUUUAAAUUAGACAUGUUUAUUAGAAAUGAAAAGACAUAAAUAAUAAGUAACACUACGUGGAUUCAGAUUUUUUUGUAUUACGUCACUACAAAAUUUGAUCAAACCCGCGUGUGCAUUAUUUACUAUUAAUCCAGGGCACCCGUGGUUUUGCCUUAAUCCUGCUGAGUAGACAAAACGGCCUCCUUCACACCAUCCACCCACCGUGUACAUACUGUAUAUCUGCUGUGUUGUUAUCACGUGUACACUACUGUAACAGCAUGUGUUCUUCCCGUCACGCCAAACACACGCAUGUCCGGGUUCCUGCAGGAGGAUUCGAUCUGUGGUUUAAACUGGGAGGUAGUUUUCAGCUAAAAAUUCGUUUCCAACUGCUUUAAAUCUGACACACGCGGCCAAACUUUGCGCGCUAACUCUCCAACUGUCGCCUCGGGUGACACAGACCCAAACAAAAGUGCUGGUUCUUUUUGCUUUGCGGGAGCGAUUAACUGAACCGUUCCUCCGGGCGAGAGGUCCUGGAAUAGUUCCGUUCUGGAGACAAACAGAACCGGCGGUAAGACCCAAAAGUGAUGAGAUGUACAGUCAGUGUGUUGCUUUUGAACCAGCAUGUCCCAUUAGGCGAAUCUAGAAAACUCACUGUGGACGUAUAGAGAGAGAAUGUGCCGUGCUGUUGGUGAAUGACACGCUCCUGUUGAAGCAUAAAGCAUGCUGCCACUUGCUACUGUUACUAGUAUACUGUUGAUGAAGACUAAACUACAAUAACCCAGAGUCUGUGGCAUGACAAACCUGGAAGGGUUUCCUUUCUCCUCUUAGGCUCUUCAUAGAAGAUCUGAGGGGAGCAGUGACAGGGAUGGGCUGAAGAUCGGAAAAUGGCCCUCAGGCAGUCAGAAUAGAUUUGUUGCUUGGAUGCAGACCGACUUCUUUUUCUCACACUCCGGCAGAUCUGGGAAUUAGCUCAAGGCUCAAAGAUAAAGAUUUCUAAACUCUUCUUUUGGACCUUGUCCUUUUCACGAAGGUGAAAAUGUACCACAGCGAUUCUGUGAUUUGGUCUAGGAAUUAAAAGGUUCAGUUUGAGAAUUAAAAGCAUAAACGGAGUCCGUCCUGACGUAGGCUAUAAAUAGAGUUUAUUAUGACGAUCCAGGCUACAGCUGGUUUUACUGAAUGUUUUGACCCCAAGUGAAGGCGACGAAGAGGUUGUGUCCUUUCCUACCUCCAGCUCUGUUCCAUGAACAACAGGCCCGCUGUCUGAACGUCAACAUGUUUGUCUGUCUCAUGCAUGUUUAUAUAUUUUUGCUGUAUGUUUAUUUACUUAAUAAAGAUGAGCCCCUGGGAAUAUUUAAUUCCUAAUCACAUCUAGAUCUGGA